AUGUGUAUUAAACAAGGACGUAAAGGGUCUCAAGUUUGGGAUCAUUUUGUUAAAGAAUCAAUAGUUUUGAAAGCACAUUUGACUUUACAUUGUACUGAAAUACCACAAAAUGUAAAACUUGAAUUUAUGACAAUUUUAACAACAGUAAAUAUGGUUCCAAAAGAUUCUAACAAAAGACCAAUAACAAACUUUUAUGAUUCAACUAAUGAAAUUGAGAAGGCCUUUGUUAUGGUUAUAAACCACCCAAAAGAGCAUCUCUUUCAAACUAUUUUGGAUAAAGAAAGUGCAGCAGUUUUAAAAAAAAUAAAUGAUGAACUGAAACAUAAAGAUAAUUUGACAUUAGCAAAAGGAAUACAGGAUAAAGCAUUUCGUAAAAUGUGUUUAACAGCAAUGAAAAUUUUGUUAAAUUAUGAAUUAGCAUUAAAAUUAUUUGCAAUAACACCACAUCAAGCUACAUGUGAAAGAGUUUUUUCUAUACUUAAUUGGAUGAUAGGUAAAAGAAGAACUGGAAAGACUUCAAUUAAUGGCUCAAAUGAUUCAUAUUUUAUUACAAAUGUUAAGUCAGAAUUAAAAUUUUCCAUUAGUAAUUUGGAUAUAACGAAAAAUCUCAAUGAAUUGCUUAUAACAAAAGAAGUAGAUUUAGAUAUUCCUGAAUUUGAUGAAAAUAAUGAAAAUAUAAAUUCAGAUAUUGAAGUUGAAGAGCAAUAUACAAAUAAUAGUACAGUUCAUGAAGAAUCAGAAAUUGAUUUUGAAUCAUUACUUGAUGAAAAUACUUUUUUUAAAUUUAAUUAA
Molecule: messenger RNA, 792 nt
Organism: Diversispora eburnea
Lineage: Eukaryota; Fungi; Glomeromycota; Glomeromycetes; Diversisporales; Diversisporaceae
Source: the annotation of a GenBank genome assembly